AUGUCGGAUUCUGGACACCGAGACUCGAAUGAGGAGCUCAGAUAUUCAAACGAAGAGAAAAGGGCGUUUCUUCUCCCGAUAGUGGAAUAUGAACAACCAGAGAAGGUGCUUCCAGUAGCAGUGGGUCUGAGCCAUCGAUUCUGGUUCAGCACGGCUGUCAAUACCGUCUGCACAGCUCUGAUUGUCUUUCUCAACAAGCGCAUUUUCGAAGAUGCAUCUCUCCGACAUGCCCAAGUAGGCUUCGCCGCCUUUCACUUCGCCAUCACAGCUCUCCUCCUCUACAUCAUCUCCCGACCACAGAUCAACCUAUUCCAAGCCAAAAAAGUCGACCCGAUCCUAAUCCUCCCACUCGCCUUGGCCAUGAUCCCCAAUGUCGUGCUUCCGAACGCAUCACUAGCGAAUUCCAGCGUGCAAUUCUAUCAAGUCGCUAGAGUACUCCUUACUCCAUGCGUGGCAGCAAUCAACUAUUUCGCAUACCAGGAUGAAAUCUCGCGGAAAGCUGCUCUGACGUUGGUUCCAGUGUGCUUGGGGGUGGCGAUUGUAUCUUACUACGAUACAGCGUCUACAACGACAAACGAGGCCGAGGAAAAGAAGACUACGCCUGUUGGAGUCAUGUUCGCUUUGACUGGUGUUGUUGCCAGUUCUGUGUAUACUGUGUUGAUCAAGUCAUACCACAAGAAGUUGGAUUGUGAGAGUAAUCAGUUGCUGCUAAACCAGGCGCCACUUGGCGUUUUGGUCAUGCUUUACAUCAUACCUUUCUCGGACGAUGUAACAGCCUGCAAGUCAACGAGCUUGGAACUAUGGGGAUUGAUAUUGCUGAGCGGAAUUUGCGCCUGCUUGAUCAAUCUCUCACAGUAUGCGAUCAUCAAUGAAGGCGGGCCUGUUACGAGUACUGUCGUUGGUCAUUUCAAGACGUGCUUCAUUGUGUCUAUUGGAUGGAUAGUCAGUAAAAAGUCCAUCACAGACGGAAGUGUGCUUGGUGUUGUGAUGGCCGUGGGAGGAAUUAUCGGGUAUCAAUAUGUGAUUAAACCUCAGGAACGGAAAUGA
This is a messenger RNA of Ramularia collo-cygni, 1047 nucleotides long. Its product is annotated as related to integral membrane protein. The transcript is spliced from 4 exons. The record is from RefSeq and is a predicted model, not a curated record. Gene Ontology annotation, molecular function: antiporter activity. Lineage: Eukaryota; Fungi; Ascomycota; Dothideomycetes; Mycosphaerellales; Mycosphaerellaceae. Gene Ontology annotation, cellular component: membrane; Golgi apparatus. The coding region runs from base 1 to 1047 and encodes 348 amino acids.